Molecule: messenger RNA, 1581 nt
Organism: Alosa alosa (allis shad)
Lineage: Eukaryota; Metazoa; Chordata; Actinopteri; Clupeiformes; Clupeidae
Gene: pou4f3
Product: POU class 4 homeobox 3
Exons: 2
Coding region: 1-1020 (339 amino acids)
Biological process (GO): regulation of transcription by RNA polymerase II
Molecular function (GO): DNA-binding transcription factor activity, RNA polymerase II-specific; RNA polymerase II cis-regulatory region sequence-specific DNA binding
Source: RefSeq, a predicted model, not a curated record
AUGGCGAUGAACGGAAAACAGCACCUCGGCAUGCACCCGGCGCUAUCUGAGCCCAAAUAUCCAAGCCUGCACGCAAGCCCCGAAGGCAUGCGGCGAGCCUGCUUACCUGCCCCGCAGCAUUCUUGCUUGCAGCUCCAGGGCAAUAUAUUCGGUGGCUUUGAUGAGAGCCUGCUGGCCCGCGCGGAAGCUCUGGCGGCUGCUGACAUUGUCUCUCACGGCAAAAGUCACCCUUUCAAGCCGGACGUGACCUACCAUACCAUGAGCAGUGUCCCCUGUACUUCCACCUCCUCCACUGUGCCCAUAUCCCACCCUUCCAAUCUGACAUCGCACCACCACCUUAAUCAGACGUUGGAGGGCGAUCUGCUGGAUCAUAUCUCGUCGAGUCUGUCCGUCAGCGGGAUGGGGGCUCCGGACCCGUCUGUGAUGACUACACAAGCUCAUCAGCAUCACCUGCAGACCAUGGGCCAUCUCCAUCAAGCAAUGGCCAUGGGUCAUCCGCAUUCACUGUCGGUGCACAAUGGAAUGACCUGCGUAAACGACGUGGAAUCGGAUCCCAGGGAGCUGGAGGCGUUCGCGGAACGGUUCAAACAGAGGCGGAUAAAACUUGGGGUGACCCAGGCAGACGUUGGGUCCGCCCUGGCUAACCUUAAGAUUCCCGGCGUGGGCUCUCUGAGUCAGAGCACGAUCUGCAGAUUCGAGUCCCUAACCCUCUCUCACAAUAACAUGAUAGCGCUGAAACCGGUUCUCCAAGCAUGGCUGGAGGAGGCUGAAGCGGCUUACCGAGAGAAAAACAGCAAGCCGGACCUUUUCAGUGGCAACGAAAGAAAAAGAAAACGCACGUCCAUUGCUGCACCAGAAAAGCGGUCGUUGGAAGCAUAUUUUGCAAUACAACCGCGUCCCUCUUCAGAAAAAAUAGCUGCCAUAGCAGAGAAGUUGGACUUAAAAAAGAACGUGGUUCGUGUUUGGUUUUGCAAUCAACGUCAAAAACAGAAAAGGAUGAAAUAUUCUGCCUCACAUUAACUCAAAUCAUGCAAGGAAUAUUUUAAAACAGGGAAUCCACUCAAUUUGUGAAAACUCUUGGACUUAAACUUUUCUUCUCCUUUAUAUCACUUGUUGUCCUGACCUAGACUACCACUCACUGCUUGAUGUUGAUAUAAAUGUUUAAACAUGAAAUCAAGAGAGGAAAGUUCAUUGAUCAGAUUCUGGACUUGCAAUAACAGAUUCGUCUCAGAUAUAUGGAACAGGCUAAUUAUGUUAUUUUUAACUUCAUUAUAAUUGUCAUUCAUAUAUUUGAAGUGUGUAUGAGUGUUUACUUAUAGCCUACCAUAUAAUCAGGAACUGAUUAAUAUGUAUUAAGUGUUGACACUUCCCCACUGAACCUGUUAAGUUAGAUGCCUACAUCGUUAAUAACAGUUCACUCCGCGCUGUUUCCUGUAUUUUACUUAAAUCCAUCUUUCUGUCCUACUGCUAAGUUAUGGCAUUGGAUGAGCCAAUAUAUUCUCUUGUGGUAAAUCCAUCGAAUUAAUGGAUUAUUCACAGAGACGCUGCUCGGCUUAUUUUUGGUGUUAAAUGUGAACCACU